Messenger RNA from Melampsora larici-populina 98AG31, 1059 nucleotides. RefSeq lists its product as uncharacterized. The record is from RefSeq and is a predicted model, not a curated record. Bases 1 to 1059 code for a protein of 352 amino acids. Lineage: Eukaryota; Fungi; Basidiomycota; Pucciniomycetes; Pucciniales; Melampsoraceae. The transcript is spliced from 6 exons.
AUGCCCCUUACGAGCUGUUUCGCUUUGCUCAUAGGUAUUUUUCUUUUCGCUUCAAAGAUUGCAUUAUGUGAUGAUAAAGUUUCUAUACCUGCUCAAAGCACCUGCAAAGCAACUCCUCCUGCGAUAACUUCUAGUUGUUAUCCAUCACUUGUUUCUGAUAUCGAGUUUCCUAAUACAACAAUAACCGGAAGUGAAAGACCAGGAUGGUGGUGCCAAGCAAGAGAUGAAUAUGGUUGGCUUGGUUUUAGUUAUGAUGUGGGACAUUGUCCAUCUGAAAUGGAAAUGAGUUUGACUUUUAAUUGGAUGAAAAGAAAGAAAAAUGCAAGAUAUGUUAGGAUUUAUAGUAAUUGUGAUCAAGAUUCAUUUAAUAAACAUCUUAUUAAUGCUGCUGCAACUGCUCAAAUUGGUGUUUAUGCUUUGAUUUGGUUUGGAUUUCAAGGCGAUUCUGUUUGGAGGACUAGGAAAGAGAACCUACUGAAGGCCAUUAGAGAAAAUAUACUGGCUCCGUAUACCAUUAGAGCGGUUACUUUAGGAUCAGAGCCAUUAUAUGAUGGGGUUCUAGAUGUCAAAGAAUUAUCAGACGAACUUAAAAAACUCGCGAGCGAAUUGGAACCUUAUUGGAUUCCAGUCACAAUUUCAGAGAUGACUUACGGGUUUCAAAUAAAUGAUAAUGCACCCAGUAUAUUUGAAGCAAUGGAUCUAGUCAGUUUGAAUGUCUUACCAGUAUUUGAUAGUCAUGCUACUACUUCAAAUCUAGCAUGGAAUUCUGUUGAAUUUUGUAUCAACUACGGAAAGCUUCAUGGGAAAGGAAAACCAGUGGUGAUCACACAAACUGGUUGGCCUAGUAAUAAAGAUCAAGCGGGGAAUAGCAAAGCAACAACGGAUAUAAGACAAGAGAAGAAUUACUUUGAUUUGCUUAGUGAUCAUUGUGAGUACUUUAAAGAACAGGGCGUUGGAUGGUUCGCUCACAUCUUUGCUGAGAACUCUCUAUCAGGAUGGGGUGUUGUACUUGAGAAUAGCUCAGAGAAAUUUCCAUUUAAUCCUUUGACAAAUUGUUGA